Messenger RNA from Calidris pugnax (ruff), 2681 nucleotides. It is a transcript of the gene ELL3, whose product is annotated as elongation factor RNA polymerase II-like 3. The transcript is spliced from 9 exons. Gene Ontology annotation, biological process: snRNA transcription by RNA polymerase II; positive regulation of transcription elongation by RNA polymerase II; transcription elongation by RNA polymerase II. NCBI's taxonomy places the organism in Eukaryota, Metazoa, Chordata, Aves, Charadriiformes, Scolopacidae. The record is from RefSeq and is a predicted model, not a curated record. Bases 1 to 1737 code for a protein of 578 amino acids. Gene Ontology annotation, molecular function: cis-regulatory region sequence-specific DNA binding. Gene Ontology annotation, cellular component: transcription elongation factor complex.
AUGGCGUCCACGGAGGGAGAGGAUCGGGAGGGAGACUGGGAUACCCGGGGGAGACGAGGAGCUGGGAGGACGGAGGGGGACCGGGGGACCCAGAGCUGCCGGGGAGCGAUGGAGACCGGGGAAACAAGGGCGGCCGUGGCACUGGGAGACCGGGGCGGGAGGUGGAAUCCGGGGUGGCCGGGGGUGAGUGGAUCGGGGGACCGGGGAGAUCGAGGGACGGGACGGGCCCCCGCGGGCCGGGGCGCUGGCGCCGGUGCUCCCGCCGGUGGGAGCAGGGGGCGACGGGGAGGAUCCGCCGGGGGCCGGGGGGGGCGCGGCUCUGACGGCCCAUCUCGCUGGCAGUGCCUGACGGUGCCGGGGGACCCCGGGACCCUCCCGCGGCUCUUCGCCUUCUCCCUCUCACGCUGCGGCCGGGACGAGCCGCGGGGCAGCUUCGAGUGCGUGCGGCUGGCCGAGCCCCGGCUAGGUCAGAGCUGGCUGCACAGCCUGGGCAGCAUCCAGGAGAAAAUCACGGUCUGUGCCUGGGAGAGCACCCACUGUCUGUCCCCGGCGAAGGAGCCCUGCAGCAGAGCGGUUGUUGAGCCUGAUCCAGCUGUGCUUGGCUACGGCAAAGGCAUUGCAGCUUCUGAGAAGGUCGGUGUGACCGGCUCGCUGGGGAAGGGCUCUGUCUGCCGCGUCCAUGUCCCUACAACAGCCAGCCCCAGGGCUUCUCGUCACAGACUGGCUCAGCCCCGGGCCCCGCAGCCCCGUCCCAAGCACAAGCUGGAGGGGACGCCGGCGGGCAGGCCUGGCCAGGCACAGCUGCUGGUGGCAGUGGAGGAGGUCACGGGGAUGGACCCCGCUGCCUGCUGCUGCCACGGGAGGGGGACCCUGGCGGGCCGGGCGCAGGAGGACUGGCCAGGGACCAUGGCCCAGGAGCAGCAGCAGGAUGCCCCACUGCAGCACAGGAGCUGGGACUGUGGACCCUCAGCCCUGUCCUUCCUGGUGCCUCUGCAGCAGCCUCCGGAGCACAGCUCCCCUCGGGCCACCGGCAGAAACCUCCUGGGGGUGAAGCACCUGGGACUGCUGGAUUCCUCAGAUCCAAGAGCCAGCAAGAGGCACUGGAGCUGCCCACGGAUGCUCAACACGCAGCACCCAGGACUGUGGGUCCAGCAGCAAGCUGUCCCUCUGGCCCCCAGCAGCCACGCUGGGGAGCUGGAGAGCCCCAGGAGCGAGGAGGAGAGGGGUGACGGCUGGGAGGAGAGAGUCCAGUGCUUGGAGCAGCACCUCUCUGUCCCCAGAGAUGCCAGGCCCCAGGCCACCAGCUCCUCCUUGGCUGAGGUCCCCGAUUACUUGUGGUACCGCACCAUCUGCUCGUCGGAGCAGCGCCGAGCCUACGAGGCCGCGUUCAGUGCUGACUAUGGCGAGUACUGCGACCUGCACGCCCGCGUGGGCAGCGUCAGCCGCAGGUUCGUUCAGCUGGGAGCCAAAAUGAAGACGCUGAAACAAGGAACGAAGGAGCGCAAGGCGAGGGGGAGACCUGGGGCACGACGGUGCGAUGCAGCCAUGCUCCGGCCCCACUCACUCCCUCCUUUUGGGUUUCAGGCACUGGAAGCUGCAAUUGUGGAUGAGUACAGACACUUCAAGAAGACCUACCCUAGCUACCAGCAGGAGAAGAACCGCUGCGAAUACCUCCACCAGAAGCUGUCUCACAUCAAGAGCCUGAUCCUACAGUUCGAAGGCAGCGGGAGCUCCUAGGCAAACCCUGCUUGCAAUUUCCUUGCUUAUCAGGGCCUGUUCCCCAAGUGGAUCCCUGAGGAUGCUUAGGUUAAGGCUGAGGUUCAGGAGCACCCCACAGCCCACGGUGGCUGCCGGGCUGCUCCCGCUGCCAUUUCACCGGGGCUGGGUGGGUUCCUGCCCCUGCAGAGCAGGAGGUCCUGGCUGCUGAGGACCUGGCUGCCAGCCGUGACUGUUACUUACACCCUCUCCCAGAGCUGGGUCAGCUUUCCACAGCCCAUGUCACUCACCUUUGCUGAGUUAACCUGCAAAUCCUUCCUCAGGUGUCAGUUUCUCCUCAGCUGAUGCCUCAUUAGCAUCAGUUUAAUUGCAGCACUGUGGUAAGGGAUACCCAGACAGCCACUGUCACUCCCCAGCCCUCUCUCACCUUUUGAGUGUCCUUCUUGGCAAGAAAGGACACUCUUGUCCUUUCUAGGAAGUCCUUCUUGCCAGAAAGCUCCACCAAAAUGGUGCUUCCUUCUCUCCCCCAGCCCCAGCAAUCACCAGGAGAGGACUUUGGGCCAGACCCACCAAGGAACUGAACUAGUGCUACCAGGUCUGGCCACAGACCAGGGAGCAAAGCCAGGAUCAAAGAAGCUUCCCCUGGCUCCCCCAAGCCUGACACAGGACCUUGCCCUUGGGGAGCAGAGCUCCGGUGUGGUUUUACAGGAGGUAGUCACCAGCAGUCCCACUAGAGCCCGUUGCACGCCCCCUGCUCUGUGCACCACCAUCUGGCCCCAGCUGCAGCGGCCCUGCCAGCUCGAGGACCACUCUGUCACAUACAUCCACCCAAACACCUUGGUGUCUGUUCUGGGGACAGAGCACCCAAGAGCCAGCAGCAGGGCACGGAGCAUAGAUGUGUAAGACACUGAUGUAGCUGUGGAGGAAAUGGUUGUGUUUCAGAACUGGUAGGGUGUAGCUGUUGU